GGACUAUAAAUAAGCAUUUGAAAAAUGCAUACUGCAGAAGCAGAACCAGAACCCAACAACUCUCUAAUCUAACGAACCCUACAAAAUUCAACUUUCUCAAUUCACUCCAAAUUUGGCAUGACAAUUCUUCAAUCUUCAAUAAACAAUGGUCAAUGAUCGCAUUCAUCAUCACCGUGGUUCAAUUCCCGUCAUUGCCAAUCCAAACGAAUCGCCAAUGGUAGUAAUCAAUGAUAAAAAAAACGAUUUUUCAAUAUUUCCCCCAAUUAACCACGAAAAUCUCAAUCUCUUCACAAAUCACCAAAUUCCACCACAAUUGCAACCGCAAUCACCACCUUCUUGUUCUCCUCCGUCUUUUUCAACUUCUGAUUGCGAAACAUGUGGUGAAUAUUCGCCACAAUUGGAUUCAACUCUUCGAAAAGGUGGAGACUUUAUUGGGUGGUUGUGUAUUGGUUUUCAGAUCUUACGUUCUAAGUUCGUUUCAGCUGUUUCAUCUUGCCGGAACCGUGGAGGGGCAAUUCGGUCAUUUGGGUUACCUGCUGUCACUGUGGUAUUCAUUGUGAUGAUGUUGAUGAGGAGGAAGAAGAAUAGAAGGAGGAAUCGGAAUCUUACGCCUAAUGAGUCUCGUCUUGUGCAAAUCAUUAUGGAGAAAGAUGGGAAAAUUGCCCAACUUUUGCACCAGAUAGCACAAAUGAAUGAAAUGCUGAUUGAGCGUCACAAAGCUUUGGCUGCAAAAGUGGUUAAAUGAUUGGCUAAGGUUUGCGAAUAUGGUACCUAUUGCAAACCACAUUCAUGAAGAGUACUGGUAUUUGUUGGUAUGUAAAUAGACAAAAGAACUAAUUAUGAUUCUUGGUGCAUAUUCCCCACUACAGCAGAUUGUUCUAACAUGAACUAAGAAGUGUUUUCAUCUCAAACAUAAUGGAAGAAAAUGGCUGGCAGGGAAACUAGCAGAGCACACUCUAACUGUACUAAUGUUUAGUUAGCAAUGUUCUUCUUGCUCCGAAAUUUAGCACAUAUUGCAUUUUUACAAGCUGUUGAUCUCAAAUUGGCUCCAACAUUUUGGUUUAGCUUUAGGAAAGUCCUAAACUUGGUUUUAUUUGACCAAAAUCUAUUCUUAUUUGCAUUUAGCUUUUGUUAAUGAAAGAGGGUCAAUUUUCUCAAGCAUGUAAUUAUUUUUGUAUGAAAUUCUUAAGCAUAUUAUGUUAGGUUUGAUUUGUGAUUCA
Trifolium pratense (red clover) is the source of this 1220-nucleotide messenger RNA. RefSeq lists its product as uncharacterized. The record is from RefSeq and is a predicted model, not a curated record. Lineage: Eukaryota; Viridiplantae; Streptophyta; Magnoliopsida; Fabales; Fabaceae. Bases 146 to 745 code for a protein of 199 amino acids. The transcript is spliced from 3 exons.